This is a messenger RNA of Closterium sp. NIES-67, 2314 nucleotides long. The record is from the annotation of a GenBank genome assembly. NCBI's taxonomy places the organism in Eukaryota, Viridiplantae, Streptophyta, Zygnematophyceae, Desmidiales, Closteriaceae.
CUUCAGGCUUGCUUUGCACGGUCUCCACCACCCGUGGAACAGUGGGCUUAUGUUUUCCAGCUCGUCUUGCAUUGCUCAUCGCUCCCUUGUCAUCCAGGCUCGCCAUCCUUGCUGAAUCGAAAUUCCUUCCUCUCGAGGGAGCCUCUCGCUGUCAGCGGCCUCGCAGCGCCAGUGCGACAACUCCUGUCGAAUCCCAAAUUCCGGAAGAGUACUACCCGCCGAAGCUAGGUUGAUUCAGUCCCCGUGGUCGGAUCCAGGCACUGAAUCCCGCCGUUUUUCUUCGCCCGUGCGUACCCGUACUUCCGUUGCAUUCGCAAUCGUGCCGCUUCGAUCAAUUUUGUCGCGCUCCCUUCACCAGCACCCCUCCCAUCCCAUCCUCCUCCCUACUUCGGGGACGUCUCAUUUCAACCUCAACGCCCCUACAAUCUCCUCCCUCCGCCUCAUCACCCCUUUCACACCUCGUCACCUCGUCUCUUUCCUCCGUCAACCUCAUCGGCGCGCUUCUAAUUAUGGCAUCGUCGUGCCUCCGUACGCUCGCCGUCACCGCGAAUCACGUCGCCGUGCCCCUCUCUCUCCCCGACACCACCAACUCUCGCCACGUCGCCCGCGCCUCCCUCUCCUCCUGCUGCUCCUCCCGCUCCUGGUCCCUCUCUUCCCUCUCUUUCUCCGACUCCUCCCGCUCCUCCUGCGCCGCCUCUUGCGCCGUCUCUUGCGCCGCUGCUCGCCCUCAUCCCGCCCGCUUCUCCCCCGCCCUUCCCCUCGCCGACGAGCGCAAGCCGCUCUUUCCGCACGCCACGGCGUCAACAGCGCAACCGGCGCGCGCAGACGUGCUGUUACGGCCGCUUUCCCCUCUUACCUCCCUUCCCCUCUCGCCCUCUUCCCCCACUCCGCUCCUUUGCCUCUCGUCGAGCUUUGCUUCCUCUUCCCGCGCGCUCCGCCCCGCUCGCGGACCAAUCACUUCCCGCCGGCCGCUCUCCGCGCUUGCCGUCCGCGCUUCCGCAUCUGACGGCGGCAGUUUCCGUGACGGGGAGAGCGGCAACGGGGGAAGUAGCAGCGGGGGGAGCCGGGGGGGCGCGGGGGGGAGCAGUGAGUGGGCGUCGGGGGAAAGGGAGGAGGAGGGGGAGCGGGAUGCGGUGAAGAACGGGGAGGGGGAAGGGGAGGCGGAGGAGAUGGAUGAGGCGGAGCGGGAGCGGCAGGAGGAGCUGCUGCGCGCGCUGGGGCUGGACUCGAGCAUUCCGGAGACGGCGAACGAGUUCCUGGAUAAGGUGUCCAGCCGCGCGUACGAGAUGCGGCGACGGCUCGAAAGCACCAUGGACUCCACCUCCUACGAUGUGGUGGACUCGAACCCCUGGCGCGACCCUGCGAAGCCGCUGUUCGUGCUGGCGCAGGGUGACACGCAGCUCUACACCAUGCGCACGCGCACUCCGCGCAGCGAGGUGGAAAGCGAGCUGGAUAAGCUAUUUGGGGAGAAGAGGGCCAAGAAGGGAGGCGUUUCAACCGGUGCCACUGGCAAGAGCGGUAGCAGCAGUGGCAACACUGGUGGUGGCACUGGAGGCAGCAGUGGUCGUAGUGGUAGCCGUGGUGGUGGCAGCAGCAGCAGCAGCCGCACUGCUUCACCCACGCGCUCACGCUUCGCAAUGAAAGUGGAGGACGUGAGGGAGGGUGUACUGGUGUUUGAGGACGAGCAGCAGGCAGCACAGUACUGCAGCGUCUUGGAGGGCCAGGGCCACAACUGCCUUGGCGUCGCGCAAUUCAAAGCCAAGGACCUGUUCAAGGUGUGCCAGUCGUCCAAGGCCCUGGCCGUGUUGUUCCGCAGUGGCGUAGUCCCCCCUCAGCCUGACCGCCUGCAGCAGCACCUGGGGGCAAAAAAACGUUCCCUGGAGGAUGACGUGUGACGGGGAGGGGGAGUGGGGUUACGGGAUGUAUGGGGGGGUGAUAAGGGGGUGCGAGGGGGGAAGAAGGGUGGCGGGUGGGAGGGGGGAAGGGGGAACAUGGCGAGACUAGAUGGGACGAGAGACAUGGUGUUGGUUCUAUGUAUGGAUGGCUGGUUAUGGUAUUGGGACUUCGGAGUAGGUGACACAAGCAGGUUCUGAAGAGCUUGAAAUAUGCGGGUUUGGGUGCAUGCAAGCGUGGCUUCUGUGACUAUGUUGUGCCUUGGUAUGGCCGCUUGUCAUGUGGAGGAUAUUCAAGUGUGAGAAUGGGUUGUCUUGUUGUGAGUAGGAUAGAUGAUGCUUGUGAAGUGUGUUGGUGUUCGAGUGUGCUCAUUAGUCUAUGUAGGUCUUGCUGUGCAUAUGUACAUACUGAUCAUGGCGAC